Messenger RNA from Octodon degus (degu), 1665 nucleotides. It is a transcript of the gene Lhfpl7, whose product is annotated as transmembrane protein 211. The coding region runs from base 131 to 733 and encodes 200 amino acids. Gene Ontology annotation, cellular component: membrane. The record is from RefSeq and is a predicted model, not a curated record. Lineage: Eukaryota; Metazoa; Chordata; Mammalia; Rodentia; Octodontidae. The transcript has 4 exons.
AGGGAAAGAGACCUUUUAGGGAUCACAGACUUAUGUCUGAAGCGCAAGUUUAAGCAGGAGAGCUGUGCUGGAGGGGUCUCACCUGACCUGUGCUGCUCGAGGAGGAAGAGCCUUCCAGGUCCUGGCACUCAUGGUGGGCGGCGUGUGGGCAGCCCUGGGGCUCUCCUUGACUGGCCUCUUGGCCCUCAGCCUCAUCUCCCCUGCCUGGCUCCAGACGUCCACCUUUUCCUUCGGUGUCCUCACCUACUGCUCCUGGCCUCCAGGUGACAGUUGGAACCAGAGCUGCACGACCUUCUGGUCCCUGGAGGAUAUGCCUGAUGCUACCUGGAGGGUCUCCGCUUCCAUGCUCCUGGGAGGCUGGCUCCUGUUGGCCUCCAGCGCAGUCCUCCUCCUGUCCUGGGCCUUCGGCCCCAGAGGGCUGUGUCCAAGGAGGGGCAGCGGCCUAGCGCCGGGGAUGCAGGCGGCAGCGGCCAUCAUCACUACUGUCGGCCUUCUGGUUUUCCCAGUUAGCCUGGCCUCCCCAUUUGCCAAAGAAGCCUGCAAGAGCUCCUCCGUGUACCACAGAGGUCAGUGCCAGCUUGGCUGGGGCUAUGUGACUGCCAUCCUCCAUACCAUCCUGGCUGGCCUCCUGUCUCUCAUUGGGUGGCCCCGCAUGACCAAGGUCCAGGGGAGAGCCAUAUUCUUCUCCAGUGACACCGAGAGAAUCAUCCUCAUGCCGGAAACCAUCAAAUAAAAACCUCCCAGGAAGAAAGAACUAAAAGAGCCCGUUCUGAAGAAACUGUUGUAGGUAGAUGCAUCAGGAAAGAUCGGAGCCAUGGAAGCCCUUCUUCCCCCACUGCUUGGAAUAUGUGCUUAGUGCCAAAGAGUUUCACCUUGCCUCUUUCUACACCCAAACCUGGCUUGAGCACACCUCCCUUGGAAAUAGUUAAAAUUAUCUCUAACAGUCUGUCCCUUUGGAGGGAACAGUUACAUGUGGCUGUCAAAACAACAGUUUUAGCUAUCAGCUGCGGCUAUCAAACACCUGCAACUAUCAAAACAAUAAUGAAAAGCCUGCACUGCUGGCUAAUUAUUCUAAUUAGAUAAACCAUUGGCCUAGGGACUGUCUUAAAAACUAUCUUUGCUUUUGCAGGUGUAACAGGCUUUAUUCCUUCUGAUUAUUAUUACAUGACAUCUCUGCUCAUUGAGCUAUAACAAGUUCAGACUAGUGUAUUUAUAGUUAUAAGCCUAAAAACUAUAAAAAGGUUAUUGCAAUUCACCUUGUCCAAAUACAUCUGAGUGUACUCUGGUCUAUUACCAAUUGUCUUAUGUGUGCCUGUCUAUCUGUUCAAUUUGUGACUGGUUGCAAAAUCUACAGCUGUUUUGUUUGAGAUUAACAAUUUUUUCACUUUUUCUUCUUUUUGCCUUUUUGGAUUUUUAAAAUAUUUAUGCCUACGAUUUCAAUUGGCUUAUAGAUAAGAGUCAUUAUAGUUAAGGACAUGCUUCCAUCCAAAUUGCCAGCUGGUCAAAAUGAUGUCAAGAAUGGUGUUACAGCUGGGUGUGCUGGUGCCCACCUUUAAUCUCAGCACUUGGGAGACUGAGGCAGGAGGAGUUCCAUGAGUCUGAAGCUAAAUUGGGCUACACAGCUUGUUUAAGGCCAGCCUGAACUAUAGAGAAAGAUCCUUUCUC